CCCUCCAAACCACCACCCAAAUUCGAUUACUAUAUAUAUUUUGACCAACUUUGAACUUGGUGCCAUCGUGUCAGGGUAUCUGUGUGCUCAAAUUCAUGGUGAUGAGACAGAAUGGAUUGAUUUGAAAACUGCAAAGGAGGCCUAUCCAAUUCAGGUGGCCGAAUAUGCUGUUGCUAACAAACUUGUGUCUGAGCCUGCUUUCUCUUGGUGGGUUCCUUAUACUUUGAAGAAGCGUGAUAGAAUUCUAAAGGCUGUGAAAAGAAGAGCCUUAACUCGCAAGACUGAGAAAUUUGGUUUAGAAUUGCCUGGUACUGGUCCAAAAGGCGUGAGACGUGCCUACAAGAUUGACGCCAACACUGGUAGCAAUCAUUGGGGAAAUGCUAUUGAAAAGGAAGUUAAAACCGUGUUGCCUGCCUUAAGAAUCUUGGGACCAAAUGAACCUGUUUCCCCUGGAUAUACUUGUAUUGACUUGAUGACUGUCUUUGAUGUCAAGAUGGACCUCACACGAAAGGCCCGGAUAUGUGCUCGAGGGGACCAAACUGAUCCUCCUCUCUCGGUAACGUAUGCCAGUGUUGUCACUCGUGAAAGUAUUUGUAUUGGAUUCUUGCUUGCUUUGUUAAAUGGUUUGGAUAUCUUGUCUGCUGACAUUGCUGGAGCGUAUUUGAACGCGCCUUGUGCUGAGAAGAUUUACACAGUACUUGGACCCGAGUUUGGAGACCUUGAGGGUCGCACUGCUGUUGUGGAGAAAGCACUCUAUGGAUUAAAAUCGUCCGGGUUCUCAUGGAGAUCUACGCUUUCUAAGACUCUGAGAGAAGAAAUGGAGUUCGAACAGUGUCGUGGUGAUAUGGAUGUUUGGAGAAAACCCGCCUUGAAGUCAAACGGCGAAAAAUAUUACGAAUAUAUUUUUGUUUACACUGAUGACCUUAUGGCUGUUUCUGAAAAUCCCCGUGCUAUAUUGGAGAAGCUUGGAACGCAUUACAUGCUCAAGCCUGAUUCAAUUGCAGAGCCUACAACAUUCCUUGGUGCAACAAUUUCAAAACGUUUUGUUGACCCAAGUGAUUCUAACCCUAACCCUAACCCUAACCUCACAUCAAAAAUACAACUUGAAUUUGAAAAGAAACGUGUCUGCUGCCUUACCUUCUGGUUAUAA
Cylindrotheca closterium is the source of this 1150-nucleotide messenger RNA. The record is from the annotation of a GenBank genome assembly. Lineage: Eukaryota; Bacillariophyta; Bacillariophyceae; Bacillariales; Bacillariaceae.